AUGUCUAAAGAUAUUCCUCCUCCUGUAUAUACAAAUAUUGCAAAUAAUACUCAAACRGGAGAAUCAGAAAAUGGAAAUGUUAAUACUACUCAGCAAAAUCUAGUUCAUUCACCGACAUCACCACAGCAUUAUGACGUGCAGCCUCCUAGAUUGGACUUUUCUGCUCCUCCCCCAUAUGAAGACUGCAACCCAGAUUUUGUAAAACUACCAACUUAUGAAGAAGUGCAAAUGGAAAAGCGAUUAGAAGGAGAAACAUCUCCAAGAUUACCUGGAAGAGUKAUUGGAGGACCUCCUAGCAUUGGACCAUUACCACAAGAAAUACCUGCACAAACAUUAACUGUUCUCACAAUUGAUGCUGCACCUAAUCCGUGUGAAAUUGACACUAAUUUGUUAGGUACAGACUACAUGUUUUUGACUGCUUUUUUGGUGGCAUUGCUAUUCAAUUGGGUUGGAUUUUUGGUAUUAAUGUGUUUAUGCCAAACUGUAGCAGCUCGUUACGGAGCACUUGCUGGAUUUGGUUUAUCAUUAGCAAAAUGGACGAUGAUAGUUAAACGAAAUACUGAAAUGUCUGAUUUAUCACCAGAAAGUCGUUCAAAUACAUGGCUUUGGUGGUUAGUUAUGGCAUUUGGAUUUUUAAUUUGUAUUCGUGCUGUGAUACAAUAUAUGAAUAUCAAACGUGGUUGGAGACUGCUUAGUGUUCCUGCACAAGAACGAGUGUUAUAUUUUUAUUAAAUUUUUGAUCUGCUGGUUAAGUAAAGUAUAUGAAAUAUUAAUUUAAAUUAAUUUUUGUUCAUGUUUCAUAUUCUGUUUAAAGUCAUAAGAAUAGUGUUAGAAAAACUGUUUAAAAAAAUUAUUAUUUAAUGUAAUUUGCAAGUAUUUAACCCUUGACAACACACGUAGACACCAAAUGAAUUUUAAAAAUGUAGUAGUGUUAGUUGGGCUACCAAACACUUAACUAUAUAAAGUAACAAAGUUACAUAGACUUUAAUUACAAAUGUAUGAAAAAUAAGUUGGAGAGAAAUCUAAUUUAUUCAGUACAAUAAUAUGACUAGAAGGGGCCAUGUUAGUUUGGAUUUUUAACUAUUAUGAUAAUGGUUAAAAAGUGACAUCAAAACAUAUCUGAAUACUGUUUAUGGAAUCGCCAACACCACCAGCAAAUCUAGUAAAAAAAUAUAAAAAUAAUGUAAACGAGCACAAUUGAAAUAAAAGUUCAUAUAAAAAGUGAUGACAAUUCAGUUUUAUGAUGACAAAAAACUAAAGAUGAUUUAAAAUCAUGUUAAAAUUCUAAUGGGGGCUGAUUAGAAAAUAAUUUUUUCAGUGAGUUAUGACAACAAAGAUAAUGUUCACUAAAAAUCGUUUUACAUUCCAAUAUAUAAAUGUAGCUAAAUAUUCUUGCAGAAAUUAAAUCAAGACAUUCUUCUUUCGCAUAUUUGUGUAUAUUUUAAACAUGAGGACUUUUACUAAAUGUAAAUAUUUCAGUAACCACUAAAAAAAUGAAACAAGAUAGGAUUUUUCACAGCAAUAUAAACCUGAAAAGUGGGUGGGCAAAGUCAAAGUCUUAUUGUUUUUUUUAAUUACUGUUAACUAAAAUUCAUGCUGAAGUGCCCUCACUGGUUUGGUUCUUUUCUCAAGUCACUUUAGCCAAUACUUUAUAAUAUAAUUUAGAAAAAAAACAUUGUAUACUUAUUGUACUUUUUUAUGUUCCUAUAUUAUAGAUUAA
Molecule: messenger RNA, 1720 nt
Organism: Diuraphis noxia (Russian wheat aphid)
Lineage: Eukaryota; Metazoa; Arthropoda; Insecta; Hemiptera; Aphididae
Gene: Ndfip
Product: Nedd4 family interacting protein
Biological process (GO): vacuolar transport; ubiquitin-dependent protein catabolic process; positive regulation of protein ubiquitination
Cellular component (GO): endoplasmic reticulum; perinuclear region of cytoplasm; Golgi apparatus
Molecular function (GO): WW domain binding
Source: RefSeq, a predicted model, not a curated record